Soboliphyme baturini is the source of this 966-nucleotide messenger RNA. The record is from the annotation of a GenBank genome assembly. Lineage: Eukaryota; Metazoa; Nematoda; Enoplea; Dioctophymatida; Soboliphymatidae.
AAUUCGAACAUGCUCAGCACCGGGUCUGUGAUUUCUCAUACCACUUGUCAUCAGCACUUCGUCACUCAUGACCCUCUUGUAACGUCUCGACCACACAGUGCCUUAAAUGAGGAAGAAUGGCACGAUGCAGUUGAUGCGGCACUAGAGAAGGAAGAUUUGGAGAAUCGACGUGUCGAACGGCUGUUGUCUAAUAACCGCUCUUCUGCUAAACUCAAUUCCUUUGACCGGAUUGCUCUUAGCUGCGAUCACCCGCUCUAUGCUGAGAUCGACCGAAUAACCCAAGAGCAAGUGCGAUACGCCAAGCUAGGAGUCAGUGAGGGUGUAUGGCAGUUGUUUUCAGAAGACGGCGAGAUGAAGAUGUACCGCAGAGAACUGGAAAUCGAAGGCCUCGUCUGUGAUCCACUGAAGGCCGUGCACACUGUCAAGGGCGUCACUGCGCUGGAGUUUCUGCACUACUUUUUCGAGCCGGAGUACAAGCUGGACUGGGACACGACGCUGGAAGACGUGCACGUUGUGGAGACGAUUGCCGAUGAUACUAUGGUUAUUCACCAAGUACACAAACGAAUUUGGCCGGCCAGUCAGAGGGAGUCUCUUUUCUGGUCGCACAUCCGUCGCAUGGACAUGAUGGCUGAUCCUGAAGCGCAUGAUCUCUACGUUGUCUGUAACCACGACACGGUGACGUCCAAGGUUCCGGUAAGCAGUGUCAACAGUAAAACGAUUAGGGUUGGUUUGACGAUUGCCAUGGUCUGUCAGACAUUUUUCACCGAAAAACUGGUUAAUGGAUUCCCACGAAGUAGAGACUCGUUGGUCUGCAAGAUAACUUACGUUUCACAAGUGAACCCUGGUGGCUGGGCGCCGUCAUCUGCGUUGCGCGCUGUGUACAAACGAGAGUACCCGAAAUUUCUCAAACGAUUUACGAAUUAUGUAUUGCAGAAAAUAGACAAGACAGAAAUUCGUCUUCACUGA